AUGGCACACGGGCGCUUCCCUCUCCUCACCUUGCUUUUAGCGAUCUUGCAGCAGGUGUCGGGCUCUGGGGUCUUCCAACUGGAACUUCAGGAGUUUAUAAACACCAAUGGGAUGCUGGAGAAUGGCGAGUCGUGUUUACCCAACUGCCGGAUCUUCUUCAAGAUUUGCCUCAAGCACUACCAGACUGUGGUGUCCCCAGGAUCGUGCACAUUCGGCAGUGUGGUCACCCCAGUGCUGGGAUCCAACUCCUUUAUUAUUGGGAAUGUGGAAGGCUUUUCCAACCCCAUCAGGCUGCCCUUUAACUUCACAUGGCCGAAAACCUUUUCCCUGAUUAUUGAAGCUAUCCAUAAACCUUCAGGUAAUUUUUAUAAACGUUUAAAUCAAAAUGAUAAGUUGGUCAGCAAGUUUACCAUCCAAAAACCCCUCAAUGUUGGUGAAGAAUGGUCCUCAGAUGGGAUGUCAGGAGUACACCAGACACAGCUGAAAUAUUCCUACAGAGUUGUCUGCAGUGAGCAUUACUAUGGGGAAAGCUGUUCCCGGCUUUGCAAACCUAGAGAUGAUCGGUUUGGCCAUUACGUCUGUGAAUCAGAUGGCAGUGUAUCGUGCCUCAAGGGAUGGAAAGGAGAAUAUUGCUCAAAACCAAUAUGUCUGGAUGGGUGCAGCGAGCAAAAUGGUUUCUGCAACAGCCCUGGAGAAUGCUCAUGUCGCCUUGGCUGGCAAGGUCGUUUCUGCAAUGAGUGCAUUCCCCACAAUGGAUGUAGACACGGCACCUGUCAGAAUCCAUGGCAGUGCAUCUGUGAUGAAGGCUGGGGUGGCCUUUUCUGCGACCAAGAUUUAAACUACUGCACCCAUCAUAAACCCUGUAAAAAUGGAGCCACGUGCAUGAACACAGGACAGGGCAGCUACACGUGUUCUUGUCAAGCUGGAUAUACUGGGGUGAACUGUGAAGAGAAGAUCAAUGAGUGUGAUAGUAACCCCUGCAGAAAUGGCGGCAGUUGUACGGAUGUGGAUAGUGGUUAUGUCUGUGAAUGUCCACAAGGAUAUUAUGGAACCCACUGUGAACACAGCGUACUAAAUUGUGCCGACUCUCCAUGUUUUAAUGGAGGUACAUGUAGAGAACGAGAGAUGGGUGCCAGCUAUGCCUGCCUAUGCCCGCUAGGAUAUACAGGUUCUAACUGUGAAAAGAAAUUGGACAAAUGUACAAACAAUCCUUGUUUAAAUGGUGGUCAGUGUUAUGUCUUGGGUUACACGCAGCUGUGUCGCUGUCUUUAUGGAUACAAAGGCCCAACUUGCUCCAUUAACAUAAAUGACUGUGCAAAGAAUCCAUGUUCCAAUGGUGGUACCUGCUAUGGCUUACAUGGUGACUAUGGCUGCAUUUGUUCACCUGGAUUUACUGGGAAGAACUGUGAUGUAAAAUCCAUAGAUGAGUGUGCUAUGAACCCUUGUAAAAAUGGGGGAUCGUGUCAUUUUGUGCCUUAUGAGCAAAGCAUUGCUUGUGUUUGUCCUUUUGGGUUCAUGGGAAGCCACUGUGAAUUCCAGGCUCGGGAAUUUCCCUGGGUUGCCGUGUUUAUGGGUGCCGGUAUGGUGGGACUCCUAGUCUUAUUGUGCAUGAUCUUCAUCGUUGUGAGGCAUUUUUCCGUCAGCAACCAAAACAAGACACAAAAACAAUGAACAAUUUAUCAGAUUUCCAAAAAGACAACCUGAUACCAGCCUCACAGUUAAAGAAUAUAAACAAAAAGAAGGAUCUUGAAGUGGAUUUUGGUUUGGAUAAAUCGAACUACAAGCUAAAAAACCAUACGUUAGACUGUAAUAUAACCAAUGGACUAAUUGGUGUCGGCAACGGAAUUGCAAAAGGAGACAAUUUUUACAAAAGUGAUAAAUGUUUAGAAGAAGAGAAAUACCCUCUUCGUUUACACAGUGAAAAGCCAGAGUGUAGAAUAUCAACGAUAUGUUCCCCAAGGGAUUCAAUGUACCAGUCAAUUUAUGUGAUAGCAGAGGAACUGAACGAAUGUGUGAUAGCUACAGAGGU
Staurois parvus is the source of this 2029-nucleotide messenger RNA. Lineage: Eukaryota; Metazoa; Chordata; Amphibia; Anura; Ranidae. The record is from the annotation of a GenBank genome assembly.